This is a messenger RNA of Salvelinus namaycush (lake trout), 1582 nucleotides long. It is a transcript of the gene il34, whose product is annotated as interleukin 34. NCBI's taxonomy places the organism in Eukaryota, Metazoa, Chordata, Actinopteri, Salmoniformes, Salmonidae. The record is from RefSeq and is a predicted model, not a curated record. The transcript is spliced from 7 exons. The coding region runs from base 513 to 1127 and encodes 204 amino acids. Gene Ontology annotation, molecular function: macrophage colony-stimulating factor receptor binding; cytokine activity. Gene Ontology annotation, biological process: positive regulation of monocyte differentiation; positive regulation of protein phosphorylation; positive regulation of cell population proliferation.
AGAAUAUUAUUUGGGAGAGUUAUGGCGCAGUGCAUGGAAAGUGAAAGUAAAACCUGACAAUUUACGCCUGCAAGGUGGAGCUGGAGACGACCAUAUGGGCAUUGCGCAAUUAAUCAAUAUUCUCUCGUUUUGGAGUUCUGGGCCAAAGAAAGUGAGGCUUCAGGGAGUUUCCCAAAUUCGCGUUCGCCUAAAACGGGGGUUUUGCUCUGGGAGUUGCUACGCGCAGGUCAUCUAUUAAAGAUGACAUUGUUUCAAUGUCACUGACCAGACACGCACGCGUGGUUUCCCAGCCUUGUAAGUAAGUCGUUUGUGUGAACCAUGUGUGCUUUUGGUCGCUGCUGCUGAUGGUCAUUCUGAAGAUAACGGAGUGUUGAAGUUGCGAGUUUCUGUGGAGUUACUGCUGUGAUUGUGCAGGCUAACAAGGAGCGAGAAGAACCUUGUGGUGCUCUGGAACAGUGUGGGCUCUGAGUCGGAGGCCUCCAGCGUGUCUGAACAGGGGCAUAAAUUGGAGUAUGGUCCGGUCAACAGCCUGGCUCCUGGGAGCUCUAUUGGGUUUGAUAUGUGUACUACCACCUGUUUUGAUGACGCCCAGAACUGCCCAGUGCACGUCUUUGAAGACGUUGAAAAACAAACUCAUAGGCAGAAGACGUAACAUGAAACACAAUUUACCCAUUAAUUACACCAUCAGAGUUCACUAUGAGGAGGUCUUCAAACUCAGCAACAUCACCAGGCUGAGGGCGAGGGUGGAGGAUCUGGAAGACGGGGACCUGCAGGAUGUGUGGCUGUUGGUCAACCAGGAGGUGUUGAAGAGGAUUCUGAGGGUCUUGCCAGUGAGACACCCCUCCUACAAGUACACCACCGACCUGGAGGAUCUCUUCAGGAAGGUCCAGCAGGUGUUCCCACCACAGAGUGAUGAGAGAGAGCCACCAGAGCAAAUAGAGGAGAUCUACAAAAGGGUUAAGGAGAUUGACUCAAAAGGCUGGAGGUUCGUGACCCCCAAAUCUCUGUUGGAUAACUGCUAUCGGACAAUGCACUGUCUCUUCAAAGACUGCUUUCCCAGUGAAGACAGAGAGCAAGACUAUUGUGGCUUACCUCACUGGCGGAAGGGCAGAAAGAGACUACAGUAAACCUGAGAAGGGCGCUAUUGUUUUCAUAUGUAUAUUUAUAAUAUAUUGUCUACUGAUGUUUAUGUUCUGUGUUUUGAUUGUGGGUUCUAGAUGUGUUUAGACAGUUGUAUGGUAUAGGGCAGGUGGCUAUGCUCAAGCAGAGCACGAUAUAGCAUUUCUAUUUUUAUUAUUUUAUAUUUUUUUGCAAUCAGGGAACACUUAUAGGUGACAUAGGUAUUAGCAACUGUUGCCCAUAAAACUAAGAACACAAACAUAGCCAACUACUCUCAUCUCUGACUGUUUGUCUUUAUGAACAUUAUAGUAAAUGUGUUUGUUUAAAACUGUUAUUUCUAUGUUUUUUAUAAAAUGCUUUAAGGUGUUUUGCUGACUUGCAGGCAUAGUCAGUGAAUUCCAGCCACUCAUGUAUUUGGCAUUAUGCACAUCAAUGCUGAAAUAAAGCAAUUUGUGAAAAUCUA